CCUUGAAACAGUACGAAGCCGGUGUCCCAGCGGCCACAGCGACAGGGUGAAAGUCGGUUCAUGGAGCGUGCAGCAUGCUUGAUACACAAGGAAGGGAAACAUAAAAAAUCAGGAAAACAUGUCGAUUCACAUACAUGGUGAAGCUCAGGGCAAGGUCGAAAGAAUUUGGACAAACACAAAUUCGUAGCACCACUUUUCAUCCGCCCAAGUCAUGGAGCGCAAGCGAUUUCAAGGCGAGCUGACUGAUCCAGCUCCGCUGGCCCAGCCUCUGCACUUCGAAUUCAGUGGCAGAACAGCCAGGAACCGACUGCACAAGUCUCCCAUCACGGAGCGACUCUCCACAUGGCACCCGACCGACUUGCCCAAGCGUGGUAUCCCCACCAAAGAGCUCGUUCAUGUCUAUCGCCGCUGGGGCGAAGGCGGCUUCGGCCUCAUGGCCACGGGAAACGUCAUGAUCGAGUACGACCACCUCGAGGCCGCCGGCAACCCCAUCAUUCCCCGGGAGGCGCCCUUCUCAGGCGAGCGCUUCGAAGCGUUUCAGGAGGUUGCCGAGGCAGGCAAGAAGAAUGGUGCCCUCAUCGUGGCCCAACUAUCCCAUCCGGGCCGUCAAGUUCCGUCCGAGAUCCAGCCAUAUCCCCUAAGCGCUAGUGAUGUCCAGAUAGAGGGCACUGUCAUGGGUAUGACGUUCGGCAAGCCCAGAGCCAUGAAUAAGCAGGAUAUCGAGAAGGUGGUGGAUGGCUUCGCUCACGCUGCCGAGUAUUGUUACAAAGCCGGCUUUGACGGCGUUGAAAUCCAUGCGGCACACGGCUAUCUUCUGGCGCAAUUCCUAGCCUUGACCACAAACAAACGGACCGAUGAGUAUGGCGGCCCGCUAUCAAACCGGGCUCGUAUCAUCUUCGAAAUCGCUGAUGCGAUCCGUGCCCGUGUUCCGAAGAAGUCCUUCAUCUUGGGUAUCAAGAUCAACAGCGUAGAGUUCCAGUCUGGUGGUAUCGCUCCAGAGGACUGCAAAUGGAUUUGCGUCGAGCUGGAAAGACAUGGGCUAGACUUUGUCGAAUUGUCCGGUGGCACGUAUGAAGCUAUCGCUUUUUCGCACAAGCGGGAGUCUUCGAGAAAGCGAGAGGCUUAUUUUCUCGAAUUCGCCGACAUGAUUGUCCCCGAAUUGAAGCGGACCAAGGCGUACGUGACGGGCGGGCUUCGCACCGUCAGCGGUAUGGUCAAGGCCCUGGAUACGGUCCACGGCAUCGGCUUGGCCAGGCCGAUAUGCAACGAGUUCGAUCUGCCCCACAAGAUCCUCUCGGGGCAGGUCCAAGGUGCCCUUGAUUGUCUGCUUGACGAGCAAGACUACCUCCUGACUGAUGUCGCCGCGGGAACACAGGUUCGAAUUGUGGGGAAAGACAAAGCACCUCUGGACUUCACCCAAGAGAAGUACCUGAAUGUGUUCCAGGAGGCAAUGCAGAAGUGGAUGCAGGAGAAGGCUGAAGACACAGAUGGGUCCACGUUUGGCUGGGUCGAUAUUGACGAUGAGAAGUUGCAACCUUAUGGGAAACCUUACUCUGUGCCUCAAUUAGAUGGACUGCAGGCCUCUCUGUAGGAGCUAAAAGAGCAACCUGGAAGAUGAAAUGACGUCUAGUGUUUCCUUUCCUUCCGCUUCGGGAGGGAGGAGGGAGAGCAGCACAGCAGACUUAUCCGGGAAUAAUGCAGUCAGGUACAAAUGAAUCAUAUCUGAAUAUAGUCGUCAUCUUUCCAUGUGGUGUUCGUGUCAGUCCUGGGUCUGCAGUCUAGGUCUGUUGGUUUUCUUAGGCGAAUAGAACCUUGACUGGGGCUGUUCAGGGAUAAGUUGGGAGGUGCUUGCCG
Messenger RNA from Pseudomassariella vexata, 1854 nucleotides. RefSeq lists its product as uncharacterized. The transcript is spliced from 5 exons. The record is from RefSeq and is a predicted model, not a curated record. Bases 212 to 1591 code for a protein of 459 amino acids. NCBI's taxonomy places the organism in Eukaryota, Fungi, Ascomycota, Sordariomycetes, Amphisphaeriales, Pseudomassariaceae. Gene Ontology annotation, molecular function: FMN binding; oxidoreductase activity.